This is a messenger RNA of Trichomycterus rosablanca, 2719 nucleotides long. Its product is annotated as oxidation resistance protein 1. The transcript is spliced from 15 exons. The record is from RefSeq and is a predicted model, not a curated record. NCBI's taxonomy places the organism in Eukaryota, Metazoa, Chordata, Actinopteri, Siluriformes, Trichomycteridae. Bases 1 to 1965 code for a protein of 654 amino acids. Gene Ontology annotation, cellular component: nucleus. Gene Ontology annotation, biological process: response to oxidative stress.
AUGGAGCAUCCACGGAGAGACAAGACGAGGGGCGGAUACUUCAGCAAUGUCAAGAACAGGCUGGGUACCAAGUUGCCCGCGGGAAUCACACGACCUCCCGGGUUCGUCACGGGACCCUGGGAUACGUCCUCCGGGCGUCACCGUAUCCGUAACCCCAAGCUGAGGCAGUAUUACCUCAAAGAGGCCGCGUUUCCUGCCGAUGUCCCAACAACGGAGAUCAAAUCAGAGGCUGAAUCCAGCAGGAACUCUGAGCAAGAGGUACAUCAGGAGGACACGGUGUUCAGUGUGGCCUCUCACUUUAGCAGCGUACCAGCAGAUACCAACCUAACCACACAGAAACUCUCUGCAACACAUCUCCAACUUUCCGAGCCCAAACUGGACGCCGUGAGCCCCAUGUCCCUGGUGUCGCCGUCCACGGACGCGGAGUAUGACAAGCUGCUGGAUGUGGAAGCGGUGCCGAUGCCCGACGGUCAGCUGUGUUUGCUGGCUCUCCCGCCGGAGUGCACACAGGGAGCGGGGUCGUCGGAUCUGCCGUACCUCAAACUCUUCUGUCGCUUCAUCACCGACCGCAAAGGCGUGGUCUCUGGGAUUCUGCUGGUGGCGGCCAAUAAGAUCUUCUUCGACCCGCACAAGUCUCUCCCGCUGGUCCGGGAGAACGGCUGUGAGGAAUAUCUGUUCUCCUGCGGCGUGGACGAUCUGUCGUCCGUCGCCUUCUUCUCCGAUGUCUCGCGCGUCCACUUCAGCCGAGCCACCAACAGAUGGAAAAGUCAUCAAAGAAAGAAAACAUCAAAGAGCAAAACAUCAAAAGACCCAAUCAAGAUCAAAAAGAUGCACACCUUACCUGAAUCAAAGGCAUCGCAGUCGCAGAGCAAAACCACUGCGGCUUCCACUGCGGUGCAACGUGACCUGCCAGCGGGCACGGGCGGGGACGGCAGGACGGACACUAGGGAGGAGGACGAGGAGGCCGAGGAGAGCAGGGACAUGGCCGAGGUGGAGCGGCACCUUGAGCGGCUCGCGCUGGAGUUAAAAACAGAUCCUUGCUCAGGAAAACAGAGCUCAGACCCGGACGUGCCAGCGCGGAGCUGUUUUGGGUCUUUGAUGUUCGUGAGGAUGCGCCAGAAGCCGCAGGUGGCGAGGAGAAAGGGAUUCGGGUCGCUGGAGCUGGGCAGAGCCAGAACGGUGCCGCCUAGAGACGCCUGGUUCGUCCUGCAGCAGGACAGUUCGGACGAGCUGUACGCCUACCUGAGCCAGCACAGGCCUGACCUGUGCAUCGUGGAGGGGGGCGAGGACGAGGACGUGUGGGACGAAGACGACUUUGUGAUCUUGGAUGACCGGGAGGAAGGAGAGGAGGCGUCUCCGGGAUACGAGCGCACUCGAGACGAGUGGGAGAUGGUGUUUGUGGAGGAGAGCAGGGUGAGGGAGUCUCCGCCCUUAGACAAGGAACCAGACGGACUGAGUGACAUCCUGAAGCAGAGCCUCAUACUAGACGCCCAGCAAGUCAGAGAGCUGUCGAACGAGCUGCCUCCGCGGACCGUGGGUCACCCGUGGAAAUUGGCGUACAGCACCAGCAAGCACGGCGCCAGUCUCAAAACGCUCUACAGGAAGCUGGGCGCCUCGGACUCGCCCGUCCUCCUCAUCAUCCGGGACCACAACGAGCAGGUGUUUGGCGGUUUCCUCUCGCACCCUUUGCGGCCCAGCGACACGUUUUACGGUACAGGGGAGACGUUCCUGUUCCUGCUGCGUCCCCGGUUUAAGUGCUUCCACUGGACCGGUGAGAACAUGUUCUUCAUCAAAGGAGACCUCGACUCGUUUGCCAUCGGCGGUGGAAGCGGACACUUCGGCCUGUGGGUGGACGAGGCGCUGUACGUGGGCAGGAGCAGCCCGUGCUACACCUUCAACAACUGCAGCUUAUCGGAGACGAGUGACUUCAGGGUGCUGGAGCUGGAGGCCUGGACCUUCUGGUGACGGGGGUCGUUUUUCACUACACGUAGUUGUGGAUGUGGAGAAGUAGCCGCUGAUGCGCCGCUGCCUUCACGUCAUCAUCACAUGAAAAUCUUCUUCCCCUUGAAGCUUCGAGUGGCCCAAAAUAGUGGAAAUUAGGUGCCGCUAAAUCCGAACUCUCAGUCUCUCAUAUAUGAUCGAUUACUACGCCUCCCGUCCCGCCGUCAUCGUGUAUACCCGGAAACGUUUUGAGGAUCCCUCGUAGAUUAGUGUGUUUAGCUGCGUCUACGUACGAGGUCGGGGCUUGUUUUGUAAAUAUACUGUGAAAUAAAAUGCUCUUUUUUAUUUGUAUCACUCCGAAUCCAUGAAGGCACUUAGUUGACGGGUACUGAAUAUAAUCCGGGGUACGGAAUUCGUGUCGCUUCGUCACACUGACUGAAAAGACGAAUUGAUUUGCCUCUCUGGGGUGGUGCUGGUGUGGCACGACUGGCCGGCCGGCUGAGGGAGGGAUGAUUAGGGGAGGUCAUGGGGGUGACUAUAGGGCUCUGUGAGUCUGACACUGAGAGGUGAUGGGGGAGCGUGACUGUCUGCCGCUCUCCUCGUCCCAAAAACAGCAUGUAAAUAAAAAAACUGUGUCCCAAAUCGCAGACUUCUGUGCUAAAUAGCAUGUAUGAUUAGUGCGUUUCGAAUGGUACAGUUUAAUUGCCAUUUAAUUUAUGUAAUGUAAGAAUAAAAACGUUUUAUCAUUUACAGCAAUAAAGAAAUUAAACACUUAAAA